AUGAUAAUGAAGACUUAUCAUCUACCCAAGUCUAUAGUCUUAGACUAUGAUGUACAGUUUACGAGCCACUUCUGGAAGACUCUUUGGAGCUUACUUGGGACUAAGCUCAAGUUCUCCACUACUUACCACCCACAAACUGACGGCCAGAUCGAGGUUGUCAAUCAUAGCUUAGGGAAUCUACUUCGGUCAUUAGUCGGUGAGAGCUUAACCACUUGA
Messenger RNA from Spirodela intermedia, 216 nucleotides. NCBI's taxonomy places the organism in Eukaryota, Viridiplantae, Streptophyta, Magnoliopsida, Alismatales, Araceae. The record is from the annotation of a GenBank genome assembly.